Messenger RNA from Echinops telfairi (small Madagascar hedgehog), 3198 nucleotides. Its product is annotated as TRPM8 channel-associated factor 2. Bases 94 to 2826 code for a protein of 910 amino acids. Lineage: Eukaryota; Metazoa; Chordata; Mammalia; Afrosoricida; Tenrecidae. The record is from RefSeq and is a predicted model, not a curated record. The transcript has 8 exons. Gene Ontology annotation, biological process: negative regulation of anion channel activity.
GCCUGGUGCUGGCCACCAGGAGGCACCGUGACCGAGCGUCAGCCGCGCCCGCCCAGGACACAGCCCCGCAGAUCCGGCUUUGAAACCGGACCCAUGGCGACUCCUGCAGCUGCCUUCCAGGAGCUCAUGAAUGGAGUGACAAGCUGGGAUGUCCCCCAAACGCCCGUGCCCUGCGAACUGCUGCUGAUCGGCGAGGCCGCCUUCCCCGUGAUGGUGAACGGCCAGGGCCAAGUCCUCAUCGCCGCCUCUUCCUACGGUCGGGGCCGCCUGGUGGUGGUGGCCCAUGAGGGCUACCUGGUGGCCUCCGGCUUGGCUCCAUUCCUGGUAAAUGCGGUGCACUGGCUGUGCCUCAGCCCCGGGGCUCCUGUCGGGGUGCACCCAUCCCUGGCACCCCUGGUCAGCAUCCUUCAGGAGGCUGGGGUCCAGGCCCAGGCCGAGGCAGAACCAGGAGAGGCCGGGGGAGUUUACUGCACCAACGCCUACAGCAGCACCAUGGCUGAGACGCUGCUCCGGUUUGUGAAGCGUGGAGCGGGCUUGCUCAUCGGGGGCCAGGCCUGGUACUGGGCCACCCAGCACAGCCAUGACAAGGUCCUGUCCGAAUUCCCUGGGAAUCUAGUGACAAGUGUGGCCGGGGUGUACUUCACCGACACGUAUGGGGACAAAGGCCGGUUCAAGGUCUCGAAGAAGGUGCCCAAGAUCCCUCUCCACAGCAGGUGCAGUGAGGACUUCAGUGGUGACCAGCAAGCACUCCUGGAAGGGCUGUUGGAGCUGGACAUCCGGACCGGAGGAGUCCCCUCCCAGCUGCUGGUGCACGGAGCGCUGGCCUUCCCCGUGGGACUGGACCCCAACCUCGGCUGCUUCCUGGCGGCUGCCCACUAUGGCCGAGGCCGGGUGGUGCUGGCCGCCCACGAGGGCUUGCUCUGCGCUCCCAAAAUGGGGCCCUUCCUGCUCAACGCCAUGCGCUGGCUGUCCAGGGACCAGUCGGGCAAGGUGGGGGUGAACACAGAUCUGAAGAACCUGUGUCCCCUGCUGUCCGCGGGGGGCCUGGCCUGCAGCCUGGAGUCCCGGCUGUCCGGGGAAAUGAGUGUCUAUUGCUGUAAAGCCUAUGGGGGCCAGGAGCCCCGAGAACUUCAGGAGUUUGUGGCCGAGGGUGGGGGGCUGCUGAUUGGGGGUCAGAGCUGGUGGUGGGCCUCCCAGCACCCAGGCCGCUCUGCUCUGGCCAGUUUCCCUGGGAACCUCAUCCUCAACACCAUGGGUCUCAGCAUCAUGCCGCAGACCCUCCCACAGGGCUGUUUCCCAACACCCACCCCCAAGACGAGGGGCUACCACUUCCGCAGGGCACUGUCCGCCUUCCAGGAGGCCUCCAGCAUGGACAAGAGCUGGCUGGCCCGGCUGGACCUGGAUGUUAAGGCUUUUCUGCAGAUCCCCGCUGGGGGUACCCCGGCCUACGCCUCCCUGCACCGCCUGCUCCGGAAGAUGCUAUGCCAGGCCAGCCUCCCAGCCGUGAGCAAAAGCAACCCCGUGGCCAGGGACUCCCGAGAGGCCUCCUUGCUCUGCCUGGCCACGGUGCUGGCCCACUCGGGCACAGACUGCUCCCAGCUGACCCAGGGGCUGGGCAAUGGCACUUGCCAGUGUCCGGUGGAGUACCCCAUCACCGUGGAAAUCAACGGGACCAACCCAGGCAGCGGGGAGUCCUGGCUGAGCACAGGGCUGUACCUCCCAGAAGGACACAGCGUGGAGGUCUCUCUCUCAGAAGCAGCCACGUCUGCCGGCCUGAGGGUGCAGGUGGGCUGCCAUACAGAUGACCUGAGCCAUGCCACGAAGCUGUGCCGUGCGCCCGUGGUGACCCAGCACUGCUGUGUGGACCAGCCCCAGAUCACCAUCCCCUGCCUCUGGGGAGGCCUGCUCUAUGUCAUUGUGCCCAGGGGCAGCUCUCUGGGGCCUGUGCCUAUCAACUUCAGAGGGGUUGUGCCAGCCCCUCGCUACAGGCGGGGUCACACUUCGAAGGAGGAGUGGAGGAGGUGCCUUCAGGGGAGCCCUGCACCCUGGGGGGAGCUGGCAACGGACAACAUCAUCCUAACAGUGCCCACCACAAGCCUGUGCUCCCUGGAGGACCCUGAGCCCCUGCUACGCCUCUGGGAUGACAUGCUGGCCGCAGUGGCUACGCUGGGCGCCCAGCCCUUCCCCUUCUGCCGGCCAGAGAGGAUCGUGGCCGAUGUGCAGAUCUCCGCAGGCUGGAUGCACUCGGGGUACCCCAUUAUGUGCCACCUGGAGUCGGUGCAGGAGCUCACCAGCGAGACGUUCAUCCGGACCAAGGGGCUGUGGGGCCCCGUGCACGAGCUGGGCCAUAACCAGCAGCGGCCAGGCUGGGAGUUUCCCCCGCACACCACGGAGGCCACCUGCAACCUGUGGUCAGUCUACGUGCAUGAGAGCGUGCUGGGCAUCCCCAGGGCCCACGCCCACCCUGCGCUGAAGCCGUCGGAGCGAAAGAAGAGGAUCGAGGCUCACCUGCGCAUGGGCGCCCCUCUCAGCAACUGGAAUGUGUGGACGGCCCUGGAGACCUACCUGCAGCUGCAGGAGGCCUUUGGGUGGGAGCCCUUCAUCCGGCUCUUUGCUGACUACCAGACCUUCUCCGCCCUGCCCACGGACAACGUGAGCAAGAUGAACCUGUGGGUGAAGAAGUUCUCUGAGCAAGUACAGAAGAACCUGGUGCCCUUCUUCCGGGCUUGGGGCUGGCCGGUGCAGAAGGAAGUGGCUGAGAGCUUGGCCGGCCUGCCUGAGUGGCAGGAGAAUCCCAUGGGAGCAGACCUCCUUUCUCAGGAGUGAAGGACAUACGUCCCCCAGUGCCGUGAGCCAUGCCUUCCUUCCCAGCCUGCCUUAGGGAAGAUCGGAAAGGUCACAGAGCAACUGGGUCCACCCUUUCUCUGAAGAGUGCCUCCCACCGUCUGCAUCGAGGACUGUUCCUGCCCGUGAGCCCCUCUGGUCACUGGAAGCUCAGCUCCAAGACAAAGACUCCAGAGACCGCUGUCGCAACAGUGACCGUGAUGUGGGGAUUUUCUUCCCAGGGACUCUUACUUCAAACCCCGGUGUGAAAGGUCAGGGGCUCCGACUGGAAGCGCGUUUCCUCAUUCCUUUAAGCCGCUGUUCCUGGCCAGCCUCCGUGAUUUCUUGCCUCAAGGAGCUUUCUCAGAGCAUGGU